This is a messenger RNA of Mesorhabditis spiculigera, 642 nucleotides long. Lineage: Eukaryota; Metazoa; Nematoda; Chromadorea; Rhabditida; Rhabditidae. The record is from the annotation of a GenBank genome assembly.
AUGCCCCAACGUUUCAAAAACGCGGCGGGACUCCGAUUAUGCUUGCCAAUUCUGGGUUUUCUGAUAGCGCUGGCAUAUUCUCAGACUUCGGCACCGAUAUUCUCAGAGGAAGAGCAGACGAAAAUAGUUAGGUUGCACAACGAUCUGCGGGCAAAGGUGGCGCAAGGAGAAUUCGUUAACAAGCACGGAAAACGCUUCCCAAUGUCGUCGAACAUCAACCUGCUGGACUGGAGCCCGACUCUAGCCGAUCAGGCUCAGAAACACACCGACAAAUGCGGUAGUCAGUACACACUGAACGAGGAUUACCUCUAUGGCGAGAAUCAGUUUAUGGUUGCUGGCAGCGAACAGCAGAUCAUUAAUGCAACCAAAGCCAUCGAGACGUGGGCCGAUGAGCUUUACCAAAUUAAAUGGUACAACGCGCCGAUGUUUGACAUGGGGAUUGCAAUUGAGAAUAUCAAGAAUGCCACGCAGAUGAUUUGGUGGAACCUGAAGCUAGUCGGCUGCGGCGGUACGCUUUGUAAUGGCGGGACGAGGGUGAUAUUCGUCUGCCGGUAUUCAGAGACGGGACUCAUCAUCGGGAACAAUUCGUACCCGACGGGCCCCCCUCUGCUCGGGUUGUGGUCGUGCGCCGAGGUGGCGGUG